GUUCAGUUUGGUGGAUUGGUUUCAGAUGAGAAUAUUGUUCGUGCUGGAGAAGAGGAUGGCGAACUGGGUGAGUAUCGCAGAAAGUUGCAUCGUUUCCUGCAGACGUCGUCCAGUUACAGUCCAGAAAAGUUACUUGUACUGUUGCGUUAUGAUUCGAUGCACGAAGAAAGAGCGAUUUUGCUGGGCCGAUUGAAGCGACACGAACAAGCACUCGCCAUCUAUACGAAUGUGCUGAGAGAUUAUAAGGAAGCCGAGAAUUAUUGUAAGAUAAAUUACGACAGACAAGAUCCUGAGAACUCAAAGGUAUAUUUGAUAUUGCUUCGAAUGUAUACAAAUCCUCCGGAUUCAUCAAUAUUGGGUCUGAUGCAAAGUGAUAUCUACCGAGCGCAGCCGAAUCAGAAUGAGGCGAUCAGGAUUCUCAAGGAGCACGCCAAUGCUAUUGACACUGAGGAGGCGAUCUCUCUUCUUCCAGACGACUACACAUUAAAAAGUGUCUGGCAUGCUUUGGAGGCUGUUCUUCAAGCAACGCAUGACAAGCGAAUUGCGGUAUGUCUUUGUUGUUGGCGUGUUUAA
Anisakis simplex (herring worm) is the source of this 573-nucleotide messenger RNA. The record is from the annotation of a GenBank genome assembly. Lineage: Eukaryota; Metazoa; Nematoda; Chromadorea; Rhabditida; Anisakidae.